AUGGACAAGCUCACUACCCAGACUAGUCGCAUGACCGUCGACUCCACCAACUCCGAUGCGCCCAACACAGAACUUCCCUUUUCACCGUCGUUUCUCUCCUACUUCGACAAAAUCUACGCCUCUUUGACGGCUCUGACUCAACAUGAUUUCCUCAAAGACGUUCAGCGUGAAGGUGGUCAGGGAAAAUCCGAUCCUCUGGCCACUUUGGCGGAGCUUUAUGAGUAUAUGGCUAGCCCGGAGGCUGCUGCCAUGCGACCAGCCAGUUCACUAGACCUUUCGGCGCCUAUCACGGACUAUUUUGUCUCCACGAGUCACAACACGUACCUGACCGGGAAUCAGCUGUACAGUGAUGCGGAGGCUAGCUCUUACACCAAUGUAGGCUCCACCCCUUAUAUCCCUCACUCUGUACCACAAACAUUACCCGGGGUGCCCAAGUGCAUUGCAGCGCUGGUCCUACUAAGCGGCUGCAGAUCCGUUGAAAUAGAUGUUUGGGAUGGAAAAGGAGAGUCAGAAGACGAUGACGUGCACAGUAGCAACAGCGACUCGGAGUCUGAAGAAGAGAAGACUGGGUCCGUCAAACCCCGUCGCAGGUCAAAAACAGAAAGAUUAAAGAGCGCAACCUCAGGCCAUCCGCGACUACAUGCCAUCUCCGAGGAGUUUGGAAAGCUGGAAGGCUUCCUGGGCCACCACAAGCCGUCGAUUGGUAGCGGGAGCUCGGGCAAGAGUGCUGGACGCCCAGAACCUAGGGUGCUUCAUGGCCACACGCUCACGAGAGAGACGAGCUUUCGCGAAGUAUGCUAUGCAAUCCGUGACAGUGCUUUUGUUACAAAUGAUCUUCCGGUGAUUGUCAGCUUGGAGGUUCAUGCGUGUCUGGAGCAGCAGCAAACCAUGGUGGAUAUCAUGGAAGAGGCAUGGGCUGGGAUGUUAAUUCAAGUGACCCCCGAAAUUGAAGCCCGGGUAAUACCCCCACCUCUAGAAGAUUUAAAGCGGAAAAUCUUGAUCAAAGUAAAACACGUGGACUCCGCGGAUGAAGACGAUGAUCGAGAGGCUAAGGAGAAGGCCAUGUACUCGGAGCAUAUGCAAGCCCUGAAGCAGGACCGAAGCCCGACAAACUCGGUCGAUCUGGCUAAUUCCACCGCCUCCCCGCCUCCCCGCAAGCACUCGAAGAUCUCACAGGCACUCAGCAAGAUGGCCAUUUUCACAAAAGGAUUUCAUUUCCAUGAUUUUGCAUCGCCAGAGGCCAAAGUCCCCAGUCAUGUGUUCUCUCUGUCGGAGAGCGCAGUCCGAGAAGCCCACGCAAAGGACCGGGAGGCCCUAUUCGAGCACAACCGGCAUUUCUUUAUGCGUGUGUAUCCAGCCGGCAUGCGGGUCAACUCCUCCAAUAUGGACCCCAGUUUCUUCUGGCGACGGGGCGCACAGAUGGUGGCCCUGAACUGGCAAAGCCUCGACAAGGGAAUGAUGCUUAACCGAGGCAUGUUUGCGGGCGGGCUAGGCUGGGUGCUGAAGCCGCCUGGCUACCGAGGUGCCGAUACGGAGGUCAUGGCCCCUACUCUUCGACAACUCGAUCUAACUAUUGAAAUCCUCGCCGGCCAGAACAUCCCACUGCCUGCUGGCCACAACAAUGAGCAGCGAUUCCAUCCCUACGUGACUUGUCUUCUGCAUGUGGAGACGCCGGAUGACGAGCCUGCAGCAGCAGAUGAGGACUCGGAGUCUGAAAAGUCUGGCUACAAGCACACCACGCAGAGUGCGCAUGGGGCCAGUCCAGAUUUCGGCGAGCAAAAGCUUCAGUUCCCGACAGUAUCUGGAAUUAUCGAUGAGCUGACCUUCGUCCGGUUUAAAAUCAAGGACAACGAGUUCUUACGUGAUGCGCUGGCCGCAUGGGCGUGCAUUCGAUUGGACCGACUCCGCGAGGGCUACCGACUCAUCCGCCUGUAUGACCACUCCGGGUUGGAAACCGAGGGUACUCUGCUAGUACGUAUCACAAAGGCCUAUGUCUAAGAGGGUCUUGAUGACCUCAGUUCGCUUGUCCUGUUUCUACAUGGGCCAAGUAGGCAUGAACAAUUCCAUUAUUUGAAUCUAUUGAGCGGGCUGGUGAAAUUCGAAAGUAUAGAACGGGGCUGUCAUGUCCAAAGACCGUGUAUUCCUGCGUUGCUGUUAUUUACAAUUCAAGCCUGCCGUGAAAUUUGUUCCCACGCAAUUUCAUCAAG
Molecule: messenger RNA, 2207 nt
Organism: Aspergillus heteromorphus CBS 117.55
Lineage: Eukaryota; Fungi; Ascomycota; Eurotiomycetes; Eurotiales; Aspergillaceae
Product: putative phosphoinositide-specific phospholipase C
Exons: 4
Coding region: 1-1998 (665 amino acids)
Biological process (GO): phosphatidylinositol-mediated signaling; lipid metabolic process
Molecular function (GO): phosphatidylinositol-4,5-bisphosphate phospholipase C activity
Source: RefSeq, a predicted model, not a curated record